AAUAUGAGGCUGGAAACUGGAGACUCUUUAACGACUGCGGCGCUAGCCAAUUUGCGAGCUAUAUAAAACAGGGACUUCUGCAGAGAGAGCCUAAGUCCUGAAUGAGCCAACACAAAAAGGAUUGAAUUCGAAGAGUGCUUAUAGAUUAUAUGUCAGAUACUUGGUGCAUAACUUGGAUUUCUUACAUUCUCAUCAAAGCCUUUUUGAGUGCUACUUGUGGUAUCGGCAGAAAGGCAUAGCAAAUCACACARCAUCAAAAAGAAGCCUGGGAUCUACUUUUUAUAUAAAACUAAUCGCUUGUAGAAGCCUAGAGGCGCAAUAGUGAGCGCUAAGGUAUGGAGCUCGCACGAAAGUUGGCCUCCGUUAUGAUUUUAGGCAUUCUGUCCAUCUCUGCACAAAGUAGCAAAGCAGAUCAACCAUCAAUAUGCUACGACUUCUUUGGGUGCUUCUCCAACGCCCAGCCGUUCAAUCGAAGCAACAUACCACUUCCKGAAUCACCAGCGUCCAUACAGACAAGGUUCCUUCUUUUUACAAGACAAACUGCAUGGCAGGGGGAAUGGGUUGAUCUGAACAAUAUAAGAAGGUCGCAAUUCAACGCUUCGAAGACGACUAUGGUCAUUAUCCACGGUUUUGCAGGAUUCACAGUGAAGACAAGCAUCACGCAAGAGAGAGACUGGUGGGGACUUCCAAUGAAGAACCAAUUAUUACGGAAAAGAGAUUGCAAUGUCGUCAUCAUUGACUGGAUGCGCGGAGCCUGGUUUCCAUUCACGCGUGCUGUGGCUAAUGCUCGAUUAGUAGGUGCACAAGGAGCUUACUUCCUUCAGUCUGUUGAGGAGAUGUAUGGCCGUCGCUUGCCAUAUUUGCAUAUAAUUGGCUUUAGUUUUGGCGCACACGUGGCUGGUUACAUUGGAAGAAGAAUGAGAAAARAUGGACGUUCUAUUGACCGCAUAACAGGUCUGGAUCCAGCAGGAAUGUGGUUCGUUGGUGAGCAUGCUGACGUCAGACUAGAUCACAGUGACGCCAUCUUUGUUGACGUCAUUCACACUAGUUCCACCUAUGGCAUGACAGCUCAUAUUGGUCACGUGGACUUCUAUCCCAAUGGCGGUCACAAGCAGCCUGGAUGUGAUAGCAUGUUCAGUGGUUUUACCAAAUAUCUCUUCUGUAGCCACAAGAAAGCUCCAGCUUUCUUCAUAAGYUCAAUCACGUCGUCUUGUCCACUGUAUUCAUAUCCAUGUCACAAUAAAGAAGACUUUAAGAACGGAAAAUGUYUACARUGUAAAGGYUCWUGUAUUCCCAUGGGUUUCAAUGCUUUUUCGCCCUAUACUAAUGACACUGUCAGUGGAAAAUACUACCUUGUCACUGGAGGAAAGGCGCCGUUUUGUGAAUACCACUACGAGAUUACAUUCAAGACGAUGAGUUCCUGGUUCGCGGGUGUUUAUGGUCCAGUGUCUGUUAAACUUAAAGGUCAAGAUGGUCGCUCACACACUAUGAAGUCUAUGAAAUACAUCCCAGGAUGCACUGACAUCAAAUAUCUCUACACAAGUCCAUUCGACCUUGGCCCAUUGAAAAGAAUGACAGUAUGGCAUCAUGGGAUAUUUCAAUCGUGGGGACUGGAACGAGUGACUGUGAGACCAGCUUGGACGCAAGACCGAUACGUAGCACACCCCAAGAAAUGGCUGCGGUACGGCGUUAAGGUGAGCAAGCACCUAUUCACUUGGGAAAAGGACAUCAGACGACAAAGAAGGCUGGCAAGAAAGAUAGCAUUACGUAACAAGAGAUAUAAGAACUGAAGAUUAUAUAGCUAAGCGUUUGCGAAACGCGACUGCAUAAUACUUUGCUAAGAAGCUUGAGACACUCGUUGCUAGUCGCAAGAGAGAUGCACUGCUUCUCUUCCAAAGUUACACUCUCUACAUGGAAGACUCUCGGUGAGGCGGCUCGGACUCACAGCCUUUACUUCCACGCGUAGGUCCCACUCGUAUCAAAACUGCAUCAAACUCCGUGAAUAAUUAGAACUCACUUAUUAUCAAAAUAAGUAUAUAUAUCUAACAGAAAUAGAUCGACUUUAUUUCGCUUGUCAUUUAUAUGAUUAAAUAUUGUCACGAGUUUUAAAACUCACCCGAACAUUGCUUAAAUAAAAAAAAAAAA
Exaiptasia diaphana is the source of this 2145-nucleotide messenger RNA. RefSeq names its product pancreatic triacylglycerol lipase. The transcript is spliced from 9 exons. NCBI's taxonomy places the organism in Eukaryota, Metazoa, Cnidaria, Anthozoa, Actiniaria, Aiptasiidae. Gene Ontology annotation, molecular function: protein binding; carboxylic ester hydrolase activity; lipase activity. Gene Ontology annotation, biological process: lipid metabolic process. Bases 336 to 1790 code for a protein of 484 amino acids. The record is from RefSeq and is a predicted model, not a curated record.